Messenger RNA from Phytophthora sojae, 348 nucleotides. RefSeq lists its product as hypothetical. The record is from RefSeq and is a predicted model, not a curated record. Gene Ontology annotation, molecular function: proton-transporting ATPase activity, rotational mechanism. Gene Ontology annotation, biological process: proton transmembrane transport. Bases 1 to 348 code for a protein of 115 amino acids. The transcript is spliced from 3 exons. NCBI's taxonomy places the organism in Eukaryota, Oomycota, Peronosporomycetes, Peronosporales, Peronosporaceae. Gene Ontology annotation, cellular component: membrane; proton-transporting V-type ATPase, V1 domain.
AUGAGCGACGGCACCAAACUCAUCGCCGUCAUCGGAGACGAGGACACCGUCACGGGCUUCAUCCUCGCGGGCAUCGGCCACCGAACGGCCGAGGGAACCAACUUCCUCGUCGUCAAGUCCAGCACGCCGAUCUCCGCUAUUGAAGCCAGCUUCCGAUCGCUCUCGAAUCGCGACGACAUUGCCAUCAUCCUCAUUAACCAGCACGUUGCCGAGGAGAUCCGCCAUCUGCUCAACACGUACGAGAAGACCAUCCCCACGGUGCUGGAGAUCCCGAGCAAGGAUUCGCCCUAUGACCCUGCCAAGGACUACAUCAUGAAGCGCGUGAACCUCAUGCUCGGCGAGUCGUGA